AUGGGUAAGAAAAAGGUCCUUGUCGGCUACGGCGUAGAUAUUGAUGCCGUCGCUGGCUGGCUUGGCUCAUACGGAGGUGAAGAUAGCACAAGCGACAUCAGCAGAGGAAUAUGGGCUGGCACAAUUGGAACUCGCCGUCUUCUUAAACUAUUUGAAAAGUACAAUAUUAAAGCGUCAUGGUUUAUACCUGGCCACUCUCUCGAGACAUUUCCCGAGGAAUGUGCUAUGGUGAGAGAUGCUGGCCAUGAGAUUGGCCUCCACGGAUACUCUCACGAAAACCCCGUCGAUAUGACGCUUGAACAACAGCGAGAUGUGCUCGAUAAGACAUACAGGCUUCUUACCGAGUUCUGUGGUAAGCCCCCAAAGGGUAGCGUAGCGCCGUGGUGGGAAACGAGCAAGGAAGGUACUGAAUUGAUGCUCUCUUAUGGGAUUGAAUAUGAUCACUCAAUGUCACAUGAGGAUUGCCAAAUGUAUUGGCUACGCACUGGUGAUACUUGGACAAAGUAUGUUGCAUUACUUCUCCUUGCCUCCAUCAUGAUCGACUAUUCGAAAAAAGCCGAGGAGUGGAUGAAACCCUUAAUCAAGGGUCAACCAACCGGUAUGGUUGAGAUCCCAGGUUCUUGGUAUAUCGACGACCUGCCUCCCAUGAUGUUCAUGAAAAAUUCGGCAAAUUCGCAUGGAUGGGUUAAUCCCAGGGAUGUCGAGGAUAUCUGGCGUGACCAUUUCGAUUAUUUUUAUCGCGAAUAUGACGAAUUUAUCUUCCCAAUGACAAUACACCCUGAUGUAUCAGGGCGGCCGCAUGUACUCCUGAUGCACGAGAGGUUAAUCGAGCACAUCAACAAGCACGAAGGGGUAGAAUGGAUGACGUUUGCCGAGAUGAGUGACUACUUCAAAAGUAAAAACAAGCCGCCGGAGGGUGCUAUGAUGCCUGCUCCCCCUGGAGAAAUACUCACGAAGUCAAAGGAGUGA
Messenger RNA from Annulohypoxylon truncatum, 969 nucleotides. RefSeq names its product family 4 carbohydrate esterase. Gene Ontology annotation, biological process: carbohydrate metabolic process. NCBI's taxonomy places the organism in Eukaryota, Fungi, Ascomycota, Sordariomycetes, Xylariales, Hypoxylaceae. Gene Ontology annotation, molecular function: hydrolase activity, acting on carbon-nitrogen (but not peptide) bonds. The record is from RefSeq and is a predicted model, not a curated record. The transcript has 8 exons. The coding region runs from base 1 to 969 and encodes 322 amino acids.